UUCGGAAUGAGGUGGUAGACUCCUGAAACUACACGUCCCAGAAUGCACCUCACCGUCAGCCGGUGUAAUAUCCAGUCUGCCAGAAGUGAAAGGAAUGAGUGCAAUUCAAAAGCAGUGGAUUUAAGGGUCUGAAACCUUCAGGUGCAUCAUGUGGGCACGUGUGGGUUUGAUGGGUUCAGUGGCCCUCGGGUCAAUGUUCUGGUCUCAAAAGAAUAAGACUGAAACCUCUCCAUACGAGCUUAAAUUAAUUCAAGUUUUAUUCAGACAUGGAGCGAGAACGCCACUGAAAUCUAUACCAGAUGUUUUGGAGGCACAAUGGGUCCCUGAGCUACUUGAAGUGCCAGCUCACACGGAAAUAGACUAUAUGGUUACAGACUUGCAGGGGGGGCCCAGACCCCCAGCUCCUGUGGAGGACAGCUACAGAUCCAAAAUAUUGACAGGUGGAACUUAUCCAGGUCAGCUGACCACACUGGGCAUGCAACAGCUGUACGAUCUAGGAGUGAGAUUACGAAAGAAAUACAUACAAGAAGAGCCCUUCCUCACACCUUCUUUCAACCCUAAAGAAGUUUACAUUCGCUCUACCAACAUUGUCCGCACCAUUGAGUCAGCUAAGUGUUUGGUGGCAGGACUGUUCCAACAGGAACAAGCAGGUGUUGUGUCCAUCCUCACCGAUAAGGCAGAGAAGGAAAUCCUCUAUCCCAACUAUCAUGGAUGCAAGCUGCUCAAGCGGCUCAUUGGUCAUCGUUGGGCAGAAUCGUCCACAGUUCCUGACAUUGCUGCAGACCUACAGAGCAUCCAGAGAGCCUUGGGGGUCGAUCCUCAUCAACAUCUCGACUUCAUCCUCAUUAGAGAUGACAUGGUGGCCAGAGAGGCCCACGGCCUGCCGCUUCCUACAGCUCUGGAGAACUGGAGGAGUAUCGUGGAGCAGAGAGCAGUAGAUAUGAUAUGUCACAUCUAUGAGCCCAGUAAGAGGCAGAAUUUACAGAUGUGCGUGGGGCCGCUUUUGCACAUAUUCCUAACCAACAUAGAGGACAAAAUCCAAGGCACAACCUCUAAACCUGACAGAAAGUUGUUCCUGUACUCUGUGCAUGACACCACACUGAUGCCAUGUCUCAUGGCUUUGGGGGUUUUUGACAUGAAAUGGCCACCGUAUGCAGCUGACAUCACUCUGGAGCUAUACCAGCAUCGUCAAUCUAACCAGCAUUACGUUAAAGUGUCCUACAUUGGCCAGGACCAAAAAAUCCCAGGCUGCAGUGAUGUCUACUGCCCGCUGCAGGAGUUUAAGGAGGCACUGGCUGUUUACGCUCUACCUGAUGAACGUUACUAUGCCCUCUGUGACAGUGUUGAUGACCAUCCCAAACUCUGACCUCUCAUUAGCUCUCAACUCAACCUUGCCCCAGAAAACGCACAGAUGGUUUGCACCAACCUGGUCUCUAGAGCUCAGGUCUCUCCUACAACAUGGAUUCAAGUGUUCAUAUUAACAAAAGAGCAAUACCAGAAGUCUUAUGUUUAAAUUGUCAGGUCCUUUCCUAUGGUUCAAGGAAACUGGUUCAUGACUCGUACACAGCAGAUAAACAUUUUCUCAUUUAUGCCAGUUACACAAUUUUUUUUUUUUUCACAGAUUGUCAUAAUAUUAAGCAAGCAUACAAUUCACAGUAAACUUAUUGAUAAUGUGUGUGAAUUUGUUCACAACUAUGGGAGUUAGUGUGGAAUAUCUUCAUUAGGUGCCUUCAUUUCAGAGUAUCGAGUCAUCUGAAACGGCUACAGAUUUUGCUGAAACGUCAUAAUUUUAACAAUAUUUGAUGUUUUAACAUCAAAUUAAGUGCUGUUAAAUGUAAUAUGCAAGCAGAAAUGGUGAACAUUGUCUUAUGCAUUCACUACUGAUAUGCAUAUUAAAUUAAGAUACAAUAAAAUAUCUGAAGUGUUUUAA
This is a messenger RNA of Onychostoma macrolepis, 1930 nucleotides long. RefSeq names its product acid phosphatase 6, lysophosphatidic (gene acp6). The transcript has 11 exons. NCBI's taxonomy places the organism in Eukaryota, Metazoa, Chordata, Actinopteri, Cypriniformes, Cyprinidae. Gene Ontology annotation, molecular function: phosphatase activity. The record is from RefSeq and is a predicted model, not a curated record. Gene Ontology annotation, biological process: dephosphorylation. The coding region runs from base 149 to 1366 and encodes 405 amino acids.